Molecule: messenger RNA, 875 nt
Organism: Ilex paraguariensis (yerba mate)
Lineage: Eukaryota; Viridiplantae; Streptophyta; Magnoliopsida; Aquifoliales; Aquifoliaceae
Source: the annotation of a GenBank genome assembly
UAAAAACCUGGUACCCUAAACUAUUUAAAUGCUGCAUGUAUCAAUUUCUCUACUGGUGAGUGGUAACAACUAUGACCAAUCUGCAGAAGAGGAGAGGGACUCAUCCCGGAUCCCAACUAGAUACAACAUGACAAUGGCACUGCACUGGCUCGUUGGAGGGUGCCAAUCCGGAGAUUCUUUGGUGUUUCACUACUCCGGUCACGGCUCUCAAGUCCCCGACACAAACGGAGAUGAGAUCGACGGGUAUGAUGAAGCAUUGUGCCCCGUCGACUACCAAACCAAAGGAAAGAUACUGGAUGAUGAGAUCAAUGCCAUCAUUGUAAGGCCACUGCCCCCUGGAGCCAGGCUUCACGCCAUCAUCGACACUUGCAACAGUGGAACUGUUUUGGAUCUCGCCUACAUGUGCAGGAUCAGCCCGGAAGGAUUAUAUGGGUGGGAAGAUCAAUGGAUUCCACAAGGUGGAUACAAAGGUACAAGUGGGGGAAUAGCAAUCUCUUUGACUGCUUGUGAUGAUAAUCAGAACUCGGGAGAUACUACGGCUUUCAAUGGCAAUGCAAGUGGUGCCUUGACUUAUACCUUCAUCAAUAUCCUGCAAAACGAACCUAGACCGACAUACGAACGUUUACUAAGUUCCAUGCGCUAUGAAGUAAGGGAGGCUCAAAACAGAGCUCCAUCUUCUUUACCACAUUCACCACAGGUACCUCAACUGUCAUCUUCUCAAAAGUUUGACAUUCAUAAAACACCAUUUACUUUAUAGAACCAUGAAUACUGGCAAGUUUCAGUCAAUGUUAUUAGCCACAAAAAGAAAUGUCUGAAGCUCUAUCUUGCUGUUAGUUUCAACAAAACAAUAUUAUGUAUCCACCUUUAGUUUCCAC